AUGGCUACAUCAGGCUUCUCACCAGCUGCACCACCAGUGUUCAAUGGAGAAGGCUAUCACAUAUGGGUGGUUAAAAUGAAGACCUACCUACAGGCAUUCGGCCUAUGGAAGGUUAUCAACUCAAAUGUUGAACCAGCACCUCUAAGAGCCAACCCAACAGUGGCUCAAAUCAGACAACACUCUGAUGAAAAAACUAAGAGACACAAGGCCAUGUCUUGCAUCCAAAAUAGUGUGUCAGAUAUGAUCUUCACAAGGAUUAUGGCUUGUGAGACUCUAAAGCAAGCCUGUGACAAGCUCAAGGAGGAGUUCCAAGGUACUGAGAGGAUAAAACAGCAGCUGUUGUUGAAUCUGAGAAGGGAGUUCGAGAACUUGAAGAUGAAAGAGGAAAAAACUAUAAAACAGUAUUCAGAUAGGAUUAUGGCUGUGGUAAAUAGCAUAAGAUUGCUUGGAGAACAGUUUAGUGAGGCAAGGAUAGUUUCAGUAUUCUCUCUGUAA
Gossypium arboreum is the source of this 495-nucleotide messenger RNA. RefSeq lists its product as uncharacterized. The coding region runs from base 1 to 495 and encodes 164 amino acids. Lineage: Eukaryota; Viridiplantae; Streptophyta; Magnoliopsida; Malvales; Malvaceae. The record is from RefSeq and is a predicted model, not a curated record. The transcript has a single exon.